This is a messenger RNA of Trichomonas vaginalis G3, 1494 nucleotides long. Its product is annotated as biological adhesion protein. The record is from RefSeq and is a predicted model, not a curated record. Bases 1 to 1494 code for a protein of 497 amino acids. The transcript has a single exon. Lineage: Eukaryota; Parabasalia; Trichomonadida; Trichomonadidae.
AUGAAUUACUCCUCAGAUUAUGAUUCAAAUCUAUCAGAAUCGAGACAUGACGAUUCUUUAGAGUCAUACUCGACAAUUGGAUCAGGAACUAUACAAGAUACUGCUGAACAAAUAACAAAUUUACAAACUGAAAUCCUCAAUCAAGCUCUCCUCAUUGAUAGAUACAUUUCUGAAGGUGCUCGGAAAGGUAAUAACACAGAAACUUUUCAUCAAUUACAAGAUUUGUAUAAAUUAUUCAAAGCAGAAUUAAAUCUAAACUUCACAAUCCGCAAAGCAUUAAUUCAAGAAAGAUCUACGAGUGAAAAGGUUGCUACUACUUGUUCAAAGAGUAUUUCAGAAUUAAAUGACUUUUUCUCAAAAUUAUCUUUAGUCACAGGUGUUGAAGUUCACAACCUUGACACAGCAGUUAAGCUUAUAGAAAAUGCUAUAAGAAAUGGACUGUUUACGCAUAAAAAGCAAAUCAUUCGCGAAAAUAAACAACUGCAACAAAAAAUUAACGAAUUACAAGAUCAAAUUAAUGAAAUACAAGCCCAAAAAGCUCUUGAAUUUGCCGAAAUACAAGCAAAAAUAGAUAUUGCUGAGUCGAAUGCUCAAAAAUAUCAAAAAGAAAUUGAAGAUUUACAAAAAGCACACAAUGAAGAUUCUGAAACAAUCAAAACUCUAAUUUCUCAAAAGCAGAAUGAAGUUGAAGAUCUAAGUUCCAAGUUUAAAUUUCAGCAAUAUACAAAGAUGAAUGAAUACUAUGAAAUCAAACGAAAAUAUGAAGAAUUGACCAAGGAAUCAGCAACAUUAAGAGAAGAUGUUAAUAAAUUAAAAGCAGAACUAGAAAAAGUCACACAAGAGCGUGAUUCUUUAUCAAAUAAGGCAAAAGAUGCUGAUGAAUAUUCGAUGGCUUUGCAAAAACUCGAGAAUGAUAUGAAAUCAAAAGAAGAAGAAACGAAACGAUUGAAGAGAGAGAAGAAUGCGUUAGCCAAAUGUGUUAAUGAGAGCAAAACAAUUAGACAAGCAUAUAUAAAUAAAAUUGAUGAAUUACAGAACAGAUUAGUAAAUAUAGAACGGAAAGCAAGGAAUGUAAAUUCUAACUUAGAUUCAGAAAAUCUGAGACUGAAAAACAAUUUGAGGAGCGCCGCAAAUGAAAUAAGGAGAUUAGAAAUGGAAAACUCACGUCUUUCCUCAGAUUCAUCUCUGAUAAGAGGUCAAGAAUCCAUUCUAAAUGCUUUCUCAGAGCUCAAAAGAAGUCUUCAUAUUCAAGAGCAAACAUCUCCUAUGGAAGUUGUUAGGAUCAUCUUAUCAAAUCUCAAUAAUAACAGCAAGCAUUCAUCCGAUUUUGGAAUAGCAGAAAGUGAUACCAUAUCUAAAUGCUCAAGUAUAACGUCAUUGCCACCUUCUAUCGGCAGAAAGAGUAGCAAUGGAAUGGCUCUUCAAGAGCAAAUUGAUGCUUUACAAUGCGAAGUUAUGUCUUUUAAGGGUGAGGUUAAUAAAUACACCCAAUAA